Molecule: messenger RNA, 3197 nt
Organism: Jaminaea rosea
Lineage: Eukaryota; Fungi; Basidiomycota; Exobasidiomycetes; Microstromatales
Product: putative AAP1-alanine/arginine aminopeptidase
Exons: 5
Coding region: 283-3093 (936 amino acids)
Biological process (GO): proteolysis; peptide catabolic process
Cellular component (GO): cytoplasm
Molecular function (GO): zinc ion binding; peptide binding; metalloaminopeptidase activity
Source: RefSeq, a predicted model, not a curated record
GCUCUUCUUGAUCUUCUUCGCCCCAUCACCAUCUCUUUUCGAUUGAUCUCGUCACCUCGUUCAGACUGUUGGAUGAGAACCGGAUUAGCUCGGCGUCUGUUGGCAAAGAGACAAAUCUCCACUGCCGCAUAUCGUCCUUCUCUCGCAGCAUCAUCUCUCAUCGCAUCUCUUCCUUUGGGCAACCACGCAAGUCUCGCAAAGACUCCAUCUCUGCAACAUCUAGCAACUCCAAAGGUGGACCGCCUUCGAUCUCUCCUCUCGCACUUUCGACCGGCUUCCACCAUGUCCGUUGACCCUACCAAGGUUGACUACCCGGAGUUCCGUCUCCCCCGCACUGUGAUCCCUUCUCACUAUGACCUCCUGAUCCAGUCGGACCUCAAGGCGCUCCACUUCGCCGGAGUCGUCACUGCUUCCUUCAAAGUCGUCGACCCUAAUGGAAUAUCCGAGCUCAUCUUCAACGCCGGACCUAAGAUGAAGUUCGGCAAGGCCCUCGUUGUAUGCGAGCAGCUCAAGACUGAGUCAACGCAGACCAUCGACUCGGUCCACCUCGAUGCCAAGCGCGAGGUAGCGAAGAUCAAGCUCGCAACGGCACUGCCAGCUGGUGCAGAGGGAAAGAUGACCAUCGCCUUCGAAUCUGAGCUCGACAACAGCAUGAUGGGCUACUACCACUCUACAUCCGAGCACAAUGGCAAGAAGAUCAUCUCUGCUCUCACUCAAUUCGAAGCUACUGCUCAACGUCGAGCCUUCCCCGGCUGGGAUGAGCCUGAUCUCAAGACGACCGUCUCAUUCCGCAUGCUGCACCGCAAGGAGAACACGGCCCUGGCCAACAUGCCUGUCACUAAGGCCAGUGAUGUCUCUGGCGCCGACAUUGACAAGCUCCUUCGCACUAGCGAGUUCGGCGUCCCCGCCACCUACAACAGCUCCAACCUCGUCAAGACUGAGGGCAAGUCCGAAAUGACUUCCACGGCUGACGAGGCUUCCGACUCGUGGGUCCUCACCGAAUUCGACACGACUCCCAAGCUCUCGACGUACCUCAUCGCCUGGGCGGAGGGGCCAUUUAAGCGUCUUUCAUCCAGCUUCAAGAGCCCCAAGUCAGGCCGCGAAGUCGCAGUCAACGUCUACGCUACCGAGGACUUCAUUGACCAAGCGCAGUACACCGUCGAUGUCACCAAGAAGGUCGUGCCCAUCUACGAACAGGUCUUCGACCUUGAGUACCCGCUUCCCAAAGUCGACACCCUCGUCGCGGCUGACUUUGACGCUGGAGCCAUGGAGAACUGGGGCCUCAUCACUGGGCGUACCUCCGUUUACCUCUACGACCCCGUCAAGUCUGGCAUCGCCGGGCAGAAGAGGUGCGCCGGUGUGCAGAGCCACGAAGUUGCGCACCAGUGGUUCGGGAACCUUGUCACCAUGCGCUUCUGGGACAACCUCUGGCUCAACGAGGCCUUCGCCACACUCAUGGGCGAGGUCAUCAUCCUCGACAAGGCCUACCCUGAGUGGGACUCGGCCAGUGAGUUCAUCGCCACCCACCUUGAGCGUGCUCUUGACCUCGACUCGAAGCGCUCUUCUCACGCCAUUGAGGUCAAAUUGCGCUCCAACGGUGAGCCGGACGUGGCUGCCGUCAUCUCCGAAAUCUUCGACGCAAUCAGCUACAGCAAGGGUGCGAGCGUGCUGCGCAUGCUUUCGAACCUUGUGGGCGAGGAGAAGUUCCUGCAAGGAGUCAGCAUCUACCUAAAGAAGCUCGCCUACGGCAAUUCGGUCACUGCUGAUCUGUGGAACGGUAUCAGCGAGGCGUCGGGCAAGGAUGUGCCGCGCAUUAUGAAAAACUGGGUUCUCGAGCAGGGCUUCCCGGUCAUUACUGUCGAAGAAGAGGCCGACGCAAUCAAGGUGCGACAGAAUCGCUUCCUGACCACGGGCGACGUCAAGCCCGAGGAGGACAAGACCCUCUGGCACGUUCCUCUUGCCAUCAAGACGUCGGUUGGCAUUGACCAGGAAGCUAUCCUCCAGGAGGAGCGUGAAGCUUCAAUCCCGCUCAAGGAUGCCAAGAACGCUCAGUGGAAGCUCAACGCCAACACAGUGGGCGUGUACCGCGUCGCCUACUCGCCGGAGCGUCUCGCCAAGCUGGGCAAGGAAGCCGCCAAUAAGGACGGCAUGUUCUCGCUUGAGGACCGAGUUGGUCUUAUCUCGGACGCCUUCACGCUGGGCCGAGCUGGCUACGCGAAGACGUCAGGCGGACUUGACCUGCUCAAGGGCUUCAACCUGAGCGAGGACCGCUAUCUUGCCAACCUGGGCGCAUCGACGCACCUGGGCUCCUUGGCCAGCGUAUGGUGGGAGCAGCCUCAGGAAGUGCGGGAUGCCAUUGACGCGUUCCGUGCGGAUCUCUUCCGUCCAGCCGUACAGAAGUUGGGCUUCGACUUCGGUGCGGACGAUUCGCCCGACCUCCGUCAGCUGCGUGCGACCGUUAUCGGCGCCGCAGCCGCAGCCAGCGACCCUUACACGAUCAAGGAGAUUCAACGCCGCAUGGGCCCCGUCAUCGAGAAGGGAGACGAGUCUCUUAUCCACCCCGACAUCUUCCGCACUUGCAUCGUCCAAUCCGUCAAGCACGGUGGCGCCAAGGAAUGGGAGACGGCCCUGCGCAUGUACCGCAAGCCUCCCACGCCCACUCACAAGAUUGCCGCCCUCAUGGCACUGGGCUCGACGAGGGAGCCAGAGCUGAUCAAGAAGGCCUUUGACUUUGCGUUCGAGGGCAAUGAGGUCAAGACGCAAGACUUCAUGUACCCGGUGCUGGCUUUCAGCAUGAAUGCGGCUACGAGGAGGCAGCUGAGAGAUGCGAUGCAGGAGAGGCACGAGGCGCUUGUCAAGCGUUUCGAGGGAAACUUCUCCCUCGGCCGCAUUAUCCAGUACUCGAUCAGCUCCUUCUCUUCUCCGGAGGACCUCCAACAGAUCGAGUCAUUCUUCUCCAAGCACGACAACGACAAGUACAAGUCUGGCCUCGAGCAGGGCUUGGACGAGGUGCGCGCCAACAUUGGUUGGGUCAAAAGGUCGACGGAGGAUGUGCGCGGGUGGCUGCAGUCGAAUGGGUACCUCAAGGCGUAGAGGGACCAUGUGCUCGGAAGGGUAUGACUGUUUUGUGGUUACGAAUGGAGCAAUUGUCCAAUCUCUAAUCGUGUGACGCUUGAGUGCGGCCAAUCUUACUCAUC